AUGAGACCAGAAACUAGUUUUGAUCAAAAUGUUUUUAGAUUGAAAAUUGGCCAAUUAAAAGUUUUAUUAAAAGUUCUCCUUUGUAUCUUUUUUGAAAUGAAGUUUGGUAGUCAAUUAAGGGCAGCAUUAUAUGAUGAAUGGGCCGAAUAUUAUGUUGAUUAUGACGGACUGAAGAAACUCCUUAAACGCGGACUUAAUAAAGAAGGUGGAUAUACCGGAAAAGACGAAACAGAAUUUGUCGAAAAGUUAGAUAAAGAGCUUGAAAAGGUCCACUCUUUUCAAAAUUCUAAAUAUGAAGAUAUCAAAAGUAAAGUUCAACAAUGUGAAAAUUCUGUGAACUCAAUAAGCAAAGAUUCAUCGUCGAAUGCGUCAGAACGCUAUAUUGAGAUAGAACGACAAAUUAACGAUAUUACCGAAGAAUUGAAUGAAUUAGCAAAGUAUAAUAGGCGAACGAAAUAUGAUCUUAAUCCAUUGUUUAAUGUUCGAUUAAAAGCUUGCCCUUUUUAUAAAGAAACCUUUGAACCUAUUAUCAUAAAUCUUUCCCAACUUUAUCAUAUAGUGCAUCAAGGGAUUGGUUCAGAUCAAAGUCCAAGUUCAUUAAAUCUUCCUUCUAUAACUAAUGUAACAUCUUCAACUGCUACGUUACCAUCUCGAGAAAGAUUUAUGCGCCAAUCUCAUAAAUAUUGGAUUCAUCCGGAUAACAUUAUGGAAGUUAAAACCACUAUUUUGCGUCACCUCCCAGUUUUGAUAUAUAAGCCGGGCACUGAUGCUUCUGUCACAUCAAUAUAUUUUGAUAAUGAAGAGUUUGAACUUUAUCAAGAUAAGGUUGAUCGUAAACCUGGGGAUCAGCUCAUCAGAUUACGUUGGUUUGGUAAUAAAGAAUCAACAAAUGAAAUAUUUGUUGAAAGAAAAAUUCGAGAACAAGGUGAAGAAGAAAUUAAAGAUCGGUUCUUGAUAAAAGAAAAAUAUGUUGAUGGAUUCCUAAAAGGCACUUAUUCCAUGGAUAAGACAAUCAAGAAGAUGAAGGAAAAUCCUGGUAAGACCGAAGAUGAUGUGGAAAAUUUUCAGGCAUUGGUUAAAGAUAUCCAGGAUUUCAUUAGGGAAAAGCAUCUGCAACCAGUCCUUCGUACUUAUUACAAUCGUAUGGCUUUUCAAAUCCCACUUGAUGAUCGAGUUAGAAUCUCACUCGAUACUGAAUUCUAUAUGAAUCGCGAAGAUAAUUUUGAUGUAAAACGUCGUCAGGGCGAUGCUUGGCGUCGAACGGAUGUAGACGAUGCUGAUUUUGGAAAAUUGGCUCCAUCUGAAUGUACCAAAUUCCCUUAUGCUAUCUUAGAAAUUAAACUCAAUUUAAACGGUGAACAAGAACCAAAUUGGGUCAAAGAAUUAAUUAAAAGUGGUCUGGUCGAAGAAGCGCCACAAUUUUCAAAAUAUGUUCAUGGUGUUGCAACUUUGUUCACUUCUCAAGCACCUUCUCUACCGUAUUGGUUGCCCAAUAUCGACAAAGAUAUUCUUAAACCAAGUGCACGGACGUCAUCUGGAUUAUAUGGUAUUAAUCAAGAACGUUCAAGGCGUUCGGGGAAAAAUUUAAUUGAUAUCGAUUCUAAAGACAAGAGGGAUAAAGGAAAAGCCGUCGAAGAUUCAGAUAUACGUGAUAAUAGACCUAUCGGUCUUAGAACUUUUAGGAAAAUCUUUCGAAGGCGGACUCGAUCAAGACCAGAUAGAGUAAUUCUACCUUAUAAUGUUAAAGCCCCAGAAAAAAUGUCAGAAUCUGUAAAAGUGGAGGCAAAAGUGUUCUUUGCUAAUGAAAGAACGUUCUUUUCAUGGAUGAGAUUCAGCGUUCUUUUAAGUUCUUUUGCAUUAGCAUUAUUUAAUGCAUCCGCUGCAGAUAAUGAACUUGGAAUGCGAUGUGCUAUGGCUUAUACAGCAAUAGGUGUUUGUAGUUUAACGUACGCAGUUUACAAAUACAAUACGAGACUUAGUAUGAUCAAUGCUAAACAUCCAGGCCCUUAUGAUGAUAUUAUUGCUCCAAUUUUGGUAUGCGUUUCUCUAACAAUUGCUUUCGGAUUAAAUUUUUAUUUAAAACUUCAUCCAAAAAUGAUUGAAGGAAGUCGUAGUAUUGAAGGAAAUACUAAUGAUAGCGCAACAUGA
Molecule: messenger RNA, 2148 nt
Organism: Cetraspora pellucida
Lineage: Eukaryota; Fungi; Glomeromycota; Glomeromycetes; Diversisporales; Gigasporaceae
Source: the annotation of a GenBank genome assembly